This is a messenger RNA of Vigna angularis (adzuki bean), 1524 nucleotides long. Its product is annotated as aluminum-activated malate transporter 8. Bases 1 to 1446 code for a protein of 481 amino acids. The record is from RefSeq and is a predicted model, not a curated record. Lineage: Eukaryota; Viridiplantae; Streptophyta; Magnoliopsida; Fabales; Fabaceae. The transcript is spliced from 6 exons. Gene Ontology annotation, cellular component: plant-type vacuole membrane. Gene Ontology annotation, biological process: malate transport.
AUGGAUAUUGAGUCAACAAUGGAAGCAAACAAGGGAGGGUUUUUUGUCCAUUGGAAGAACUGCCUCAAGGCUUUGCCUAGGAACAUCAAGUCUAUGGUUAUCAACUUCACAAGGAGCAUAACAAAGAUUGGAAAAGAUGACCCCAGACGAGUAUUUCACUCAUUAAAAGUUGCAUUUGCUCUUACCUUGGUUUCCUUGUUUUACUACUCGAGGCCUCUUUAUGAUGGUUUCGGAGUCGCUGGAAUGUGGGCUGUUCUGACAGUGGUGGUUGUAUUUGAAUUCAGCGUAGGUGCAACUCUCUGCAAAUGUUUAAAUAGAGGAUGUGCUACAUUAUUAGCUGGUGCUUUAGGAGUUGGAGGGCAACACUUAGCUUCUGCUUUUGGAGAAAGAGAAAAACCUAUUGUCCUUGGGAUCCUAGUCUUCAUUCUAGCCGCGGGAGCUACUUUUUGCAGAUUUUUUCCGAAGAUCAAGGCAAGAUAUGAUUAUGGGGUGGUGAUAUUUAUUUUGACGUUCUGUUUAGUUGCUGUGUCGGGGUAUCGAGUGGAAGAACUCUUUGAGCUUGCUCAUCAGAGACUUUCAACAAUUUUAAUAGGGGUAACAUCUUGCAUGAUCAUCUCCAUUUUCAUUUGUCCAGUAUGGGCAGGUGAAGACCUUCACAAGUUGGUAGCUUCCAACAUAGAAAAGUUGUCAAAUUACCUACAAGGAUUCGAAGUGGAAUAUUUUCAUUGCUCAGAGGAUAAAAAAAAGUGUGAGAAGUCAGUUCUUGAAGGAUACAAAACUGUUCUCAAUUCCAAAGCAAGUGAGGAGUCCUUGGCAAAUUUGGCAAGGUGGGAACCGGGACAUGGCCGUUUUCGUCUUCGACAUCCUUGGAAGCAGUACUUGAAGAUUGGAGCACUUACUCGGGAAUGUGCUUACAAGAUUGAAACCCUUAACAACUACCUUAACCCGGAAAUCCCUACAUCUUUGGAAUUCAAGUGUAAAAUUCAAGAACCAUGCACAAAGAUGAUUUCAGAAUCAAACAAGGCGUUAAAAGUAAUAUCUUCAUCAAUCAAAACAAUGACACAUCCAUCAGCUGCAAAAAGCCACAUCGAAAAUGCAAAAACUGCAGUUGAAGAGCUCAAAUUUGCCCUUGAAACUGUUUCUUUGGAAGAAGCUGAACUCCUAUCCAUAAUCCCUGUUGCCACAGUAGCUUCAAUACUCGAAGAAAUCACCAAGUCAGUGGAGAAAAUAUACGAGUCUGUUUCCGAGCUUUCUCACUUAGCCUACUUCAAGAGUGUUGCAGAACCCAAUGUGUCACCAGAGAAGCCACACCUCCUUCAUCGAGGUAUCAUAAAACCUGUUGUGGAUAUUGAAAACACAGUCGACCACGUUGAAAUCACGAUCCCAGAGAUAACCACAGAUUCACCAGAAAAAGAAAAGACAGCAAAACCCUCCGAACAUAUGUAAAUAGUUUUCACUAACUUGAGACUAGUAAUAUGUCAUUGCUCAACUUUUUAUUCCUUAGUUGGGUUAACUAGUCUCCCA